AUGCCCUCGACGACGACAGCAGAGGGCGCUGCGCCCGACCCCACCACCGCAGCCAACAACCCCGCAUCCACCUCCAAACCCACCACCGACGCGCCCUCCUACACCUCCGACAUCUCGCCUCCUGCCUACAGCGACGCAGCGCCGACCUACGACCUCGCCGCGCCUCCGUCUACCUCCGACACCACCGCCGCCGACUCCACAAACCCAACCACCACCACCACCGCGCCUCCCUCCGCCAACACACCCCUCAACCUCGAAGAAGGCACCGAACUCGACGCCACACCCAUCCCCUUCCACUUCCUCAUCCAGAGCAGCGCCGCCGCCGCCGCCGCCGCCUCCACCGCCUCCGCCCCGUCCUCCUCCACCACCUCCAUCUCGUCCCCGCCAACAACCCCAACAACAACCCAAACAAUCACCCACCACCACCCCGUCCCGGACAUCCUCCUCAGCACCGCCGCCCCGCCCGCCUCAGCCCAAGACCUCUUCCUCGACGUCCUCAACACCACGCUCAGCCAGCACCAAGCCGAAUGCCAGGCGGCCGCGCCGCAAACAUGCGACAUAUGCAGCUCGGCGGCGCACACGGUGCUGCUGACGCCGAUAUCGUUCCUGCACGUCGACGAGGCGGCGCCGCCGGAGUACGAUGACCAUAGCGGCGGCGGUGGUAGUAGAGGCGGGAGGGGCGGCAAGCGCGUCGAGGUGCUCGUGACGCCCGUGUGCGCGCGGGACGAGUGCGGGAUGCUGGCGCGGAGGCGGGUGCGGUGCGCGAUGGAGGACGAUCAUGGGUGCGAGGGGGAGCGGGUGAUGGUGGGGCGGCCGCAGGGGAGGGAGGACGUGAGGUGUAAGGUUUGUGGGGGGGAGGGCGAGGGCGGGGCGCCGGCGAAGAAGUGCGCGGGGUGCGGGGUCGUGAGGUAUUGUGGGAGGGAGUGCCAGCGGGAGGACUGGAGGAAGGGGCAUAAGCGGGUGUGUGCGACGUAUCGGGAGCUGGUGGAGGAUGGGAGGUUGGAGGAGGUGGUGGGGAUGGAGGAGGUGGUGCAGAGGACGGCGGCGGGGAGGGAUGGGGCUGCUGCGGCGGCGGGGGCGGCGUGA
Messenger RNA from Diplodia corticola, 1086 nucleotides. RefSeq lists its product as uncharacterized. The transcript has a single exon. The record is from RefSeq and is a predicted model, not a curated record. The coding region runs from base 1 to 1086 and encodes 361 amino acids. Lineage: Eukaryota; Fungi; Ascomycota; Dothideomycetes; Botryosphaeriales; Botryosphaeriaceae.